AGUGACGCCCAGGAGAACCCGCAGGGAGGGUGGGUUGGACACCCGCGAGUGGCCGCCGGCGCCCGCUCCGAAGGAAAAGUGAAAUCUUCCCACUGGGGCUGGGUCACGUGAAUAGGGCUGGGCCGGGACCCUUCACCUUGAUCCCGCGAUGACCCCGCAAUCUUUCUGCUCCAGGAAAUUCUAGGGGUUCCUAAGCAGAGCCUGGGGCAUGGCGGUCAGCCACCCCCAUUGCCUAUACUUCCUGGGCCUGAUUUGUGAAGCCGUCUUUUGGGAGCCUCAGGGAAUCCCGAGGCGACCCGAUCCCAUUAGAAGUUUUAAGAACUGAUGAACCAAAAGGAGAGUUUCAAAGAGUUGCUGUGCCUUGUGAUGAAAUCAUGUUCAGUUCUGCCUUCAAAGCUGAUCGCCUUCGGGCCAACUUGCAACUGGCUGUCAGUCGCCUAAAACUCCUGGAAAGAAAGAAAACCGAGCAGGCCCAGAAAGCAAGGAAAGAGAUUGCUGACUAUCUGGCUGCUGGGAAAGAUGAGCGAGCUCGGAUCCGAGUGGAGCACAUUAUCCGGGAAGACUACCUCGUGGAGGCCAUGGAGAUCCUGGAGCUGUACUGUGGCCUGCUGCUGGCCCGGUUUGGCCUGAUCCAGACCACACAGGAACUGGACUCGGGUCUGGCUGAAUCUGUGUCUACACUCAUUUGGGCAGCUCCUCGACUCCAGUCAGAAGUGCCUGAAUUGAAAAUAGUAUCUAAUCAGCUGUGUGCAAAGUACAGCCAAGAAUAUGGGCGCCUGUGUCGAACCAGUGAGAUUGGAACUGUCAGCCCUCGGGUAGUACCAUUUCCAAAGACACACAUUUUUCGAAACCAGGAAGACUGGGAAAAGCUGAGCAAACUCAAAACAUAUAAUUCUGUGCAGAGCGAAAGAUGUGUAGAAGUAAUUUUUGCAUUGGAGCUCAUGUGUAAAUUAAAUGUGGACACUCUACCCCAGGUUCUAGUGGAACAGUAUCUGAUAGAAAUUGCCAAGAACUAUAAUGUGCCAUAUAAAUCCCAGGCAACAAUUAUGGCUGAAGCCCCAGCAGACCUGGUUAGUGUUGGAUUUACCGAUGAUGUCAAGAAAGGUGCCCACGACAAUGGAGGUGGAACUGUAGCCAGACCUGGUGAUGCACUUGAGGCAUUGCCAGUGUCUGCAUCGGGGCCCUUACCUGUGCCGUCCUCAGUUCCUGGUCCCUCAUCGCUUCCUUAUGAAAGACAGAAUGACUCCUAUAAGAACAAUUUGCCUCCUAUACUGGUUCCUGGUCCUCGACCCAACCUCGAAACUUCUCCAAAGCCAGCAUCAAGAACCAAGAUUGGUUUUGAUAACUUUAUGCCUGAUUUGCCUGAUGCAAAACCUCAAGCAAGCCUUUCCAUUGACCCUUAUGAUUCGGAAGAAGUUGAUUUUGAAGAUCUCGACCGGAGACUUGAAAUACUGAAGAAAGCCAUAUAAUUCCUUAGUCCUAGAUUGAGUAUUUGCCUGGGAGUUAGGGCUCUUGCACACAAAUUUUAAUAUGGCCAUUGAUGUGUCAGUGUGAAGUUUUCUAAUUUAGAAUUCCUUCCAUCUCUUAAAUCAUAUGGUUCUCUGUCUGUAAUAAUGUGUAUGUUUCUCUGUUUGUGUGAAUAUAUAUAUGAUCAUAUAGUUAUUCCCAUUUCUUAAAAUUCUGUAAUUCUUAGAUGAACAUUCUUGACCUAUAGAGUUUUAUUAAUUAUAGUCAAUAAACUUUCAUUUUUCUCUGAGAUUC
Molecule: messenger RNA, 1761 nt
Organism: Phyllostomus discolor (pale spear-nosed bat)
Lineage: Eukaryota; Metazoa; Chordata; Mammalia; Chiroptera; Phyllostomidae
Product: IST1 homolog
Exons: 10
Coding region: 375-1469 (364 amino acids)
Biological process (GO): protein transport
Source: RefSeq, a predicted model, not a curated record